Molecule: messenger RNA, 743 nt
Organism: Anoplophora glabripennis (Asian longhorned beetle)
Lineage: Eukaryota; Metazoa; Arthropoda; Insecta; Coleoptera; Cerambycidae
Product: DALR anticodon-binding domain-containing protein 3
Exons: 5
Coding region: 141-743 (200 amino acids)
Biological process (GO): tRNA C3-cytosine methylation; arginyl-tRNA aminoacylation
Molecular function (GO): ATP binding; arginine-tRNA ligase activity; tRNA binding
Source: RefSeq, a predicted model, not a curated record
UCAGCAAAUAAGAAUCAGAAGUCUAUAUUAUGUGGACCAGUGCUUAAUGGAAAAGGAAUAAAGGAUAGUAAAACUACAGCUCAAGAGUUAUUUGACAUCGACAUUUAUGGAAUCUGUUUUUAAGAAAAAGAACAUUGGAUAUGCGUCUUAUGGCCGAACAUCGAUAUAAAGUUCAGGUGAUAAAAAAUACACCAAGAGAAGAUUAUUUUAUAAAAAUGAUGAAAAAGUUGGGACGAGCUUGUGUAACGAUAGAAAUGUUAUCCAAUAAACCCAGUAAAUCUCUCAAGGUGACAUUAAAUGAUCUCCGUACAGCAAAUAGAGGGGCUGCAUUCAUCUUUUACAACUGUGCCAGGUUGUCAGUUUUGUUGAAAGAAUUUGAAAAAAGGGUAUUGAAAGGUAUAUAUCCUGCUCAUCCUGAUGUUACAGAAGUUGAUUUUUCUGUAUUAAAUCAACCAGAAGAAUGGGAAUUAUUUUAUGUGUACAUUCUACAAUUUCCAUUAGUUAUCAAGGGUUGUAUAAAGGACAUAUGCAAGAAUAUAUUUAAUCCACAAUAUUUGGUUACAUUUCUUUCCAAUUUAUCAUCACUUUUUAGUGCAUACUACAGAAGAGUUAGGAUAUUGACGGACCCAAGACAACAUUUAGUUCCUGUCUUACAUGGAAGAAUAUAUUUAUUAAAAGCUUUACAAGUUGUUUUUCACAAUUCCCUUAUUUUGUUGAAUAUUGAACCUAUUAAAGAAAUGUAG